AUGAUUGGACUAUUAAGGCUUCUAUUUUUUUCUUUAUUUUUAAUGUUUUUCUUAUUUCUUUUGUUUUUUUCAUUUAUUGUAAGGGUAAGAGGGAUAAAUUUAGCACCGAGUUGCAACGUUGGCUCUAUGGAUGCUAGUUUGGAACGGUCCUCUAUUCCUAUCAUAUGUACGGGUACUGCAUCUAAAAGGCCCGAGUCGUGUAUGGAGUCAGGUUUAGGUACAGAACGGGACGAAGAAGUAGAGUAG
Messenger RNA from Priceomyces carsonii, 246 nucleotides. RefSeq lists its product as uncharacterized. The record is from RefSeq and is a predicted model, not a curated record. Bases 1 to 246 code for a protein of 81 amino acids. The transcript has a single exon. Lineage: Eukaryota; Fungi; Ascomycota; Pichiomycetes; Serinales; Debaryomycetaceae.